Messenger RNA from Bacillus rossius redtenbacheri, 672 nucleotides. RefSeq names its product keratin-associated protein 19-2-like. The record is from RefSeq and is a predicted model, not a curated record. The transcript has 2 exons. Bases 61 to 486 code for a protein of 141 amino acids. Lineage: Eukaryota; Metazoa; Arthropoda; Insecta; Phasmatodea; Bacillidae.
UAUAUAAGCUGCCCUCUGACCAGAGGCGAGACAUCCUCCGUCAGCAGCCGCGGAAACAACAUGUCUCGUGCUCUGGUGUUCUCUGCUGUGGUGGCAGUCCUGCUGGGACUGGCCAGAGCCGGGUACCUGGGUGGCUACAGCGGUACCGGCGGCUACAACAGUGGGUACGGCGGGUACAGCGGUGUCGGAGGCUACGGCGGCUACGGCGGCUACGGAGGCCAAGGCAUCGGCUACGGAGGCCACGGCAGCGGCUACGGAGGCUACGGCAGAAGCUACGGUGGUUACAGCGGGUACAGCGGUCUCGGCGGCUACGGAGGCUACGGCGGCUACGGUGGAAACGGCGGAUACAGCAGCGGGUACAGCGGAUACGGCAAGGGCUACGGCGGCUACGGAGGAUACGGCAGCGGCUACGGAGGCUACAACAAGGGCUACGGAGGCAACGGAGGUUACGGCAGCGGCUACGGAGGCCACAGCUACUGGGGCUGAAGAACCUAGCAAUACGAUGCUGCCAACUUCUAUUCGUUUGCGAUUCACACGAUGCCGGUCAAAUAUUAAUGCGCCACAUCGUGGUCAAUAUCGAUGUUCCCAACUGUUAAUAAUUAUUUUUAUAUUUUUGUUUGAUUCCUGAAACCAUCAGUAUUGUAAAUUUUCAAUAAACCAAUUUUUUUCGUA